This is a messenger RNA of Sphaeramia orbicularis (orbiculate cardinalfish), 4482 nucleotides long. It is a transcript of the gene eeig2b, whose product is annotated as family with sequence similarity 102 member Bb. Lineage: Eukaryota; Metazoa; Chordata; Actinopteri; Kurtiformes; Apogonidae. Bases 129 to 1262 code for a protein of 377 amino acids. The record is from RefSeq and is a predicted model, not a curated record. The transcript is spliced from 11 exons.
UCUGUUUACUGACGGACUGUUGUGAGCAGCAGCUUCAUCCUCCCACAACACUACGCUGAAUCUUUACAACACAAUGAGGCUGUAAUGUCACAGAUUGGAGCAUCGUUUCAGCCGUACUGAGCCUGUGUAUGGAUUUAAUGAUGAUGAAAAAGAAGAAAUUUAAGUUCAAGGUGGACUUUGAGCUGGAUGAGCUGUCGUCGGUCCCUUUUGUUAACGGUGUCCUCUUUUGUAAAGUACGGCUCUUGGACGGCGGCUUCUCGGAGGAGUCCUCUCGGGAGCCGGUGCAGGCCAACUGUGUUCGAUGGAGGAAGAGGUUCUCCUUCCCCUGUAAGAUGAGCGCCAAUGCAGGGACAGGUGUCUUGGACCCCUGUGUGUGUCGUGUAUCUGUACGAAAGGAGCUGAAAGGUGGGAAGGCAUAUGCAAAGCUUGGCUUUGCUGAUCUGAAUUUAGCAGAGUUUGCUGGCUCAGGGAAUACAACCCGCAGAUGUCUGCUGGAAGGCUACGAUACCAAAAAUACCCGUCAGGAUAACUCCAUUCUCAAGGUCAUCAUCAGUACACAGCUCAUGUCAGGGGAUCCCUGCUUUAAAACGCCUCCUUCCACAGCCACAGUGAUCGGGAUCCAGAGUGAUGGAGAGAGUCUGCUGGAGGAGAGGAGGGGGGGGGACUCACAGAAAGCCUGUUCUGAGAGUCGAGAAGGGAAGUGUCCAGUUGUUUCUGAUGACCUUGGGGGCUGUGGUCACUCCCGGACAUCUAGCUAUGCCAGCCAGCAGUCCAAACUCUCAGGCUACAGCACAGGUCACUCCCGCUCCUCCAGCAUGUCCGAGUUCAGCCAUCGUAGAAACCACUCAGUGGGCAGCGCGUCGACUGGUAUCGGCAGCAUCCCGGAGCCCAGCGAGGAGAGGGAGUCCAGGCCUUGUCCUGCUCUACCUGAACACCCCGUCCCAACGGCCACAACGAGCAACCCCACAGGAACACCUGUCCGGAGCGCCUCAUCCUGUGAACGGCUCAACAGACACCCAGUGAAGCAGGACUCCAUGGAGUCUCAGCUGAAGAGAAUGGACGACACACGGGUGGACGCUGAUGAUGUUGUGGAAAAAAUUCUUCAGAGUCAAGACUUCACACCCAGCCUACUAGACUCCAGCGCUGAGGAGGAAGGCCUGCGUCUGUUUGUUGGCCCUGGGGGAAGUACAGCCCUUGGAAGCCAUCACCUUCCCACCAGGGUCGGUGCUGGAGCCUACGAGCAGGUGGUGAUGAAGCGUUAGACCUGCAGUCUCAUAGAAAAGGUUUGACGUUUGCAUCCAAAAAAAAAAAAGGAAUAAGGUUGUGUCCAUUUCAGUCUUAAUUCCUGCAACACAUAUUCCCUGAUCAGCACUGUGCAUAACCUGAUCACUCCACAAAUGGUAGAUGUUACAACAGUGCCCUCCUGUGUUCAUAUCUGCUACAUGACAUUGUAGCUCCCCUAUUACACCCAGAGAUGAUCAGCUGUGAAAAAUUAACACAUCAUCUGGAUUGUUCAAAACAUCUACCAUGCAUGUUUAGACAUUUACAGUUGUGGCUCCCUGUGCUGAGACUGUCCACUUCUAAAAUUGUAUGUGGAGAAAAAAAACAGCCCUAAUUCUUCACUCGACAUCUCAGCUCAGCCUCUUUUAAAACUUGACAAAACACAAGUUAACAUGAGGACAGGAGGAGGGUCUGUGUGCAUCAUCUGAUCAAACAGAAAUCUACGCUGAAGAGGACUAUGCCAUGUUUUUUCAAUACAUUCCUUUAGUCACUUUGACUAUGCAUUUGUUUUGGACUUCCUUUUCAAGCAGUGUGUGUUCUACUUAAAGUCUGCAUAUAAGCUGCUGUUAAGCUUUUGUGGUUAGCACUUGGACAACUGUUUGUAUUAUGAAAGUGAGAAUGUUUUACUACAAAGACCCGUCCGACCUGAGCCUUUUGAUGUAUUAACAUGAAGUGUGUGAGUGUGUAUGUGGUUAUCUGUCUGCUAAGUGGUAAGACCACUUGUAUUAGUAGGAACAAUUAUCCUGUGGUCUUGAAUGAGGGCCUGGAACUGAUCUCUUUAAGGAGUGCCAUGCUGGCACUUGAACAGAGAAAAUUUGAGAACUGAAGUUGCUCACAUGUUAUCAUUAAGGUCCCUGUUGUCAUCUGCCCGAUACUGCGUGUGUGAGUUAUAGAAAACCUGAUGUACUAAUACCUUAUAGACUAGGGGCUUUUAUGAUGGGUAUCACAACAGAAAGGUAUAAACAGACGGGUGACAAAUUAAAGAAAAACCUGCUCAGAGUGGUCUCUUCCAGAAGGAAAAUUCUGAUUAAAGUAUGAGGACUCGCUGAAUGGAAUGAGUUUCAAAGUGAUGUGAAUCACAUGUUCUAGCCUUCACUCUCAACAGAUCUUAAACCAACUGUACACCUGACAACGCUCGCAUGAUCAAAUCUGAUAUUUUUUUUAAACUGGGCUGAGAAGCAGCGUAAAUAUAGUAAAAUGGGUUGUGAGCAACAUUAACGCUGAUAGACUGUCGUGAGUAUUUAAGUUGGUUUACGGUGAUUCUCUGUCUCAGUGUUUAGUUAGUCAGCUUUGAUGCACAGCAGUUUGUAUAACAUGUUUUUCUGACACUAAUGAAAAUGAAGUCAUGAUAACUGAACGUGUUUGCAUUAAUUUGCUGCGUCAUGUGCCUCUGCAGUAGGGCUGGCUUUAAACUAAUGCUUUGAAGAAACACAACUUAUGAAAACUAUAAAUGACAUUUUCUGUCUGAAUCAGUCUUUGUAGUGAUAUAACAGCAGUUUUACACAUUAUUUUAACACCACUACAACAGAAUCUAAAGUAGAAGUAAUAGUAUCUUAGAUGUAAUAUUGUGUUUUAAUUGUGCAAAUAGAGAAAUCUGUGAGCUGUCAAUGGUCUAUGGUACAUUUCAAAACUGACAAAAUAUUGCAGUUGAAAUCAUCUACCACCUACAAAACGAUCCUAAGGUCAGAUCACCCAUCCCUAGUUCUACAUGUGGUGUCCAAAUGUCUUACUAAGAUACUUUCUGUUGGGUUUUUCCUUUUGUUUGUCACCUGUCUGUAUUUAAUAUUCAGUGUUUCAGAUGCGUAUCCGUUCUAUACUUACGCUUUGCAACUUAAUCGUCUCUUUCUGAGCUGAGCAGAAGGCAUACAUUAACGAACAAAUAGAAGAGCCUGUGAUCAACAAUGAAUGCAUUAAUUUAUCAGCACAUCUGAUGCGUACUGUUGUUAAAUCCACUUAAUCUUAAGGAUUACACAGUGAAAGACUAAUUAAUUAAUCCACUGCCAUGAAAAUACUCAACAGCACCUGUGUUUAAAAACAGCCAGAUUAAUAGUUUAGUGUGUUUGUGUAUUUUCAUAUUAACUGAGAUCCACCAACAGUCUGUCAAACUGAAUCAGUCAGAUGCAUAAAUAGUGAGCCUGUAUAAUACUGCUACGAGUUGAAAAAUCCAAUGGCCUUACACGUGUUGAUUAUUUGCAUUCCAUGUCCAGGAAAUGAAAUAAACAAUUUAUUAGCUUGAAAUAAUCAAUUUACUGUUAUUAGCUGGGACCUGGUCAGGGCUAAGUAUAUUACAAACAUUAAUGAAAACAGGCUGUAGAGUAUUUCUGAUCUUCUGUCAUAAGCCAUAGUAGAGGUAGGAUAUUUGCCUCUUCAUGCUAAACUGUAUACACAUUCUAUAAAUAUCUGCACAAGACGUCAUCAGUGUAUGGUGUUUAGACUAAAUGUCAGUGUUCUCUGUUCUGCAUGAUUAAGAUGUCCUUUUGUUAGCUGAAAGCGUCUGAAUACAGCCAUCAUUUUUGCAGAACUUCACACGUUUGUGUUUUAAGAUGUUUUUUUCCUCUUUUGAUACUGUGCCAUCUUUAAUCUUUCCACAUUGAAGGAACAAUUUCUCUUGCCAGUCUAGAAUGUUAGAAAUCAUUUUGUUCUAUAUGGUCAAAACAAACAUUGCGCAAAAUGUCAGUAUUUGAUGUAACUGUAGCGCAGUGUAGUCUUUUUUUUUUAUGUUCAGCAUGGUUUCAGUGGCCUGUGUUGAAAAUCACAUUGAAUAUUGCCAUCUUUGUUUACCAUUUUAUGUUACUGUGCCAUCUUUUUGCCAAAUAUGUGAUUAUGGAGUUAAAAUGUAUUUUCACUCAGUGUUAAGAAUAUGCUUUAUGUUCAGAUAUCAGCUUUUGUUUUUUUUUUGUUUUUUUUAUUAUUAUAUUUGGGGGGAUAAAAAUGACUUGUUUUACCUGUGUGAAACAGGUAUGGUCCUCUUGGUACCUAACAUGUUGUUACAAACAUGGUUGCUUCUUCUCUUCUGUGAAGCUGUUGUCAAUAUUAAAAAAAAAAAACUGUAAAAUGUGUACCUCUGUAAAGUGAUGUCCUGCGCUGUUCUCACAUUGUCAGACUUGUUCUUUUGACCAAUAUUUGCUUCCUUAACAGAACUGUACUGGAUGCUUAAAAUGUGUACCUUGCACUGUUGAAUAAAAGAGUUUUAGAUCUUCA